Messenger RNA from Nymphaea colorata (pocket water lily), 2611 nucleotides. Its product is annotated as RPM1 interacting protein 13. Bases 421 to 1995 code for a protein of 524 amino acids. NCBI's taxonomy places the organism in Eukaryota, Viridiplantae, Streptophyta, Magnoliopsida, Nymphaeales, Nymphaeaceae. The transcript has 3 exons. The record is from RefSeq and is a predicted model, not a curated record.
CUGUGCUUAGGGUUUUGAGUAAAACCGGUGAAAGGAAAUGGUUCUCAGAGUUUUACUUCUUAAUCCUAUUUCCUCCGAGGGAAGCGUGUCUGGGAUCUUUGUUGGAUGAUAUUUUUAUUUCAGAAGUGGAUGAACCCGAUUGAUCGUCGGAAAUGUUAACGUCCAAUUUCCCCCUUUUCCGUUCGUGGUUUUUCUCUUCCUCCAGUGAACCGCUGUUCUGCUCCCAAAUAUGCGAUGUUCUUCUUCGAGUUCGCGUCCUCCGCCAGAUUAUUGGGUGCCCAUUUCGAUUUUUGCAUUGCCAACUCGAUUACUAGGGAUUUCAUGUAGAAAUUUUGCGUGUCCAGCCAGAUUUCUGGGGGAUCGUCUGAGAACGUUUGAAUCCCAGCCGCUAGGUUUCUACAUUGAGCGCGCUGAAGUGGAAUGGAUUCGUCGCCUGUGAUUGUCGAUAUUAGUUCCGACGACGGUAAUGACGACGAGGAUUCGCCGUUCAACUUGCUGCCAGAUCUCUUUGACAACGCGGGUGAACUGAACGAUGUCUUGAUUGUCGAUGAGUUGCCCCCUUGCUUGCCAAACAAGCGGAACCGGGACUGCUCGGCUGACGAGUUAAUCUGUUAUGCCGUCAAUCCAAAGCGAAGCUGUCCUCCUCCGACGGAGAAUGAUCCCGACGACGAUUGCCUGAUACUUGACGGUGACCCUGACAAGCCGAACAUGAUUCCGGACAAGAAUUGCGAUAGCUCUAAUGAUUUGGUUGUUAUCGGCGAGAAAGGACCGGUAGCCUGCAGAGACUUUCCCCAUUCACGUCAUUUAUGUGUCAAGUUUCCUUUCAAAGCAACUCCACAUCAGAAAUUCUGUGACUUGUGCCACUGUUAUGUCUGUGACUUACCAGCUCCAUGUGCUUUCUGGGGGAGUGGUGGCUCUCCUACUGAUCAUUGCCACUCUUCUGAUCGUGAAGAGAAAUGGAAGGCUCAAAGGAAAAACUUCAAAUUAGGAUUCUCACCUGCAGCGUCACUUCUGCCUACAAAAGCAACCUUUUCCAUGACUUCAACUGCAUGUGAUCCUGGAACCCCAUUGUCUCUAUCUCAUGGCAUGACCUUGAAUUCAAUUCCAUUGCAAUCCUCUGUCUCCAGAUCAAGCCGACACAUCUCUCGCGACUGUAGCAAUGCGGUAGGUUCCCUACCGGGCAUCAUAAGGCACAGACGCAAUAUGCAGUCAACUUUCAGCCAUAACAUGGAUGGCUUUCCCAGGUUAGGCCAGCAAAGAAAUCGUCCUUCCCAGAAUGUUCCACGCAUUUCACGCUGCAAGAUUGUAGAUUACUUUCCUUGCCAAUGUGCACCUGUUGUUACUCAAGCUUCUACAACAAGCAGUCAGGUUAUGAAUUGUUCACAUAGUCAUCAACGGGCUCUGACAGCCACAUCCAUGUCACACAUACAACGCUGCCCAAAACUGGGGCCAACGGAUAAUUUCCAUCUUGCUAGGGUGGAGGAAUUUCUUUUAGGUGACGACUCAGAGUUGAUUACCUCACAGAAUCUCUAUUCAGACGGCAGCAGUGAACAUCCAUGUACUUCAUCCAUCACAUCUAAUCCAACAUAUACAUGCCCAUUGCCAGCGUCCACAGCGUCAAAUUUCAAUUAUGUUGCUUCUACUGAAUCUCAAUCCGAUGUAUAUGUCUCCAACACAGAGGUUACUGUUGCUGAUGUUGCAGAAUUACCAGCUUUGAGCUUUGAUUGGGUAGAUGGUACGUUAUCAGCACCUUUGUCUGUGGAUCCUGAGCUUCCAUUGGCAGAUCCUGUCGAUCCAGAGAUUGUUGUGUCCGAAGCUUUGUGCCUCACUGUCACAUCAGGUGACUGUAACUUGAAGUCUCCAGGAGAACCUUGGCUAUUUCAAUUGCAGCUAGCUGACAGGGAUCCAUUGAUCCCAGAACUGAGUACUGUCCUGCCUCCAUCACCAUUUGGCCAAUCUGUUAUUGGGAUAGAUGGAGAGAGAAAUGGUGAUUGAUCUACUUAUUUUUGAUUCCUGGAAACUCAUGGUUCUUCAGAGCUGUUGUAAUCAGGUAAUGUUCUCUCUUAGUCCUUUUGCUUCUUCAGCUUCUGAAUCUCUGUUGGUCUUGCUACGAUACUCGCUGUUUCCAGCUUCUGUACAUAUCUUGGCUGGUGGGAGUCCUCUCACUAAGAUCUCUCUAGGAGCACGUCACGGAAUUUUCUAUGUAUAUAGUGAGCAGUCACAAAAUCUGGUGUGGCGCCAAAGGCUGAUUGUUCAUCCUUACGUGAGACUAGGGUUUUAGCAGCUACCAUCAUAAAUUGUACAGACUUUGCAAAUGACAUCUGAGACUUGGUCUGGUGUGGUGCCAAAGACUGAUUGUUCAUCCUUACGUGAGACUAGGAUUUUGUUAGUUGCCAUCAUAAAUUGUACAGACUUUGCAAGUGGCAUCUAAGAUUUGAACUGCAAUUGCUAAAAAUUUGUAAGAUUUCUUCGCUAUAAACAUGGCCAACUUUGAGAAAUAAUUUGAUCGUGCUGCAUUACCGCAAUUUAUGUAUAUACUCUGGAUUUGUUCGGCCGGCGUUUAAUACACCUUAUCUCUAUGGUAGACAUUGUGAUUUUACAGAUUCCAGUU